Pygocentrus nattereri (red-bellied piranha) is the source of this 1721-nucleotide messenger RNA. RefSeq names its product opsin 1 (cone pigments), short-wave-sensitive 2 (gene opn1sw2). Gene Ontology annotation, molecular function: G protein-coupled receptor activity. Bases 163 to 1230 code for a protein of 355 amino acids. Gene Ontology annotation, cellular component: photoreceptor outer segment; membrane. Gene Ontology annotation, biological process: phototransduction; G protein-coupled receptor signaling pathway; visual perception. The transcript has 5 exons. The record is from RefSeq and is a predicted model, not a curated record. NCBI's taxonomy places the organism in Eukaryota, Metazoa, Chordata, Actinopteri, Characiformes, Serrasalmidae.
CAAUAAUCUGAAUUCACACUCUGGCUCUCUGAAGAACAUUUAGAUGUUGCACAAUCCCUAAGUAAUGCUGUAGCUGUGUGUAGAGGGACAGAAAUAAAAUUGCAAGAGCCUUUUUGAAAAGUUACUGCUGUUUAGUGUUUGGUGGGCUCUCACUGAGGAAAAAUGAAGAAUCGUCAGCAAGAGUUACCAGAGGAUUUCUACAUCCCCAUCCCGCUGGACACCAAUAACAUCACAUCCCUCAGUCCCUUCCUGGUCCCACAGGACCACCUGGGAGGGAGAGGAGUUUUUAUGUGCAUGGCGGUCUUCACGUUCUUCCUGUUUGUCUGUGGAACCUCCAUCAAUGUCCUCACCAUCGUCUGCACCAUCCAGUACAAGAAGCUUCGAUCACAUCUCAACUAUAUUCUUGUAAACCUGGCUGUAUCCAACCUGCUGGUGUCCACUGUUGGCACUUUCACUGCCUCUGUCUCCUUCUUCAACCGCUACUUCAUAUUCGGACCCACAGCAUGUAAAAUCGAGGGAUUUGUUGCAACCUUAGGAGGUAUUGUCAGCUUGUGGUCUCUCUCUGUGGUGGCCUUCGAGAGGUGGCUGGUCAUUUGUAAGCCUGUGGGGAACUUUUCCUUUAAGGGAACUCAUGCCAUCAUUGGUUGUGCAGUCACCUGGUUUUUCUCUCUGCUCGCCUCAGCACCACCACUGUUUGGAUGGAGCAGGUACAUUCCUGAGGGUCUGCAGUGCUCCUGUGGUCCAGACUGGUACACAACUGACAACAAAUACAACAAUGAGUCAUAUGUCAUGUUCCUCUUCUGUUUCUGCUUUGGCUUCCCUCUCACUGUCAUCAUCUUCUGCUACUCCCAGCUGCUCUUUACACUUAAAUCAGCAGCCAAAGCACAAGCUGACUCAGCCUCCACACAGAAAGCUGAGAAAGAGGUGACGAAAAUGGUGGUGGUGAUGGUUUUGGGUUUUCUGGUUUGCUGGUUUCCAUACACCAGCUUUUCCCUGUGGGUGAUUUUCAACCGUGGCCAGACAUUUGACAUGCGGAUGGGCAGCAUACCAGCCUGCUUUGCAAAAUCUUCUACAGUCUACAACCCUAUCAUCUACGUCUUCAUGAACAAACAGUUCCGGUCCUGCAUGAUGAAGCUGAUUUUCUGUGGUAAGAAUCCGUUUGGAGAUGAUGAAGAUGCCUCCACUUCAUCUCAGGUGACCCAGGUGUCUUCAGUAGGACCGGAGAAAUAAACAGAGGAUCCCACUGAAUUAUUACAUUUUUUGGUUGUUCAGAAGACGUCUGCAGAGAGAGUGUGUUUCUGUGGCUGUAAAUGAAGAAUGUCAUUUCUAGUAAUCAGAUACACACACACACACACACACACACACACACACACACACACACACACACACACAUUCACAUAUACAGCCAUUGUAUUAUCUUGUGUUGCUUAUUUACAAAGAAAAUUCCAAAAUUUCUGCAUUUCUCUUCUGACCUACCCAAAGAUAAAGGUAAUACUGUAGUUCAGUGACAGAAGUCAUGGAGCUCUAUUGUCCUGUGAAAUGUCUUCAGUUCAUAUGAUGACUUUGGUGAAGAUUUUUUUUUGCAAUGUAAAUAAUGAAUACAUAUCAAGUAGGAUUUCAUUUUUACUUGUAAUGACAUUGUUUCAAAAUAUAGUACAAGUGCAUGGUUUUAUGAAAAAAAAAAAAAAACAUUUACAAUAAAGGCAAAGUAUGAAAGAAAA